CUAGGAAACGGCGGUCUCUGCGGGCUGGGCAGUCGGCGGGAACCGGGCAGGGGGAUGGGGGCUGGGGACUCGGCCGGCGCCAGGGCCUGAACGGAGCGCGCCGGUUUCGUGGCGUGGGUGCUGCUGUGAGCAGUGGAAUACAAUCACAUAUAUCUGCUUCUAACGUGGCUGUAAUUGGCACGCUAUCCCAUACCAAAGUACCUUUUGAGCAGAAGAAAAAGAGGUGAACUAUAAAGUGAGAGCCAGUUUCAUCUCUACUCUGCAAUCUAGGAGAAAAACUUUCACCCAAGGACAGAUCAGGUGCUGUUUUUCAACCCUAAACUUUUGACCAAGAAUGAAACUAUUUAAAAAUUAAGAUGCCAACAGAUCAUGAAGAGCCCUGUGGUCCCAGUCAUAGGUCAUUUUGCCUGAAUGGAGGGAUUUGUUAUGUGAUACCUACUAUUCCCAGCCCGUUUUGUAGAUGCAUUGAAAAUUAUACAGGAGCUCGUUGUGAAGAGGUUUUUCUCCCAAGCUCCAGCAUCCAAACUAAAAGCGACCUGUUUGCAGCUUUCGUGGCAUUGGCUGUUCUUCUAGGAACUCUUAUCAUUGGAGCCCUCUACUUCCUUUGCAGGAAGGGCCACCUUCAGAGGGCCAAUUCGAUCCAGUAUGAUAUCAGCCUGGUAGAGACAAGUAGUACCAGUGUCCACCACAGUCAUGGAGAACAUUGAAGAAAUAGCACAGUGAACCCAAAUCACUGCUUUUUUGUUACAAAGGCAGAAAAUGAAACACCAAAAGGAUUUUCAUUAAGCAGACUCAUUCCCUUUCUACAAAUGAAAACCAAGUCAGUCAUCUAAAAUCUCAAUUUCAAAUCAAGAGGAUUUAGUCUUCUGUUUUCAUUAAAAUGGAAUUUAUGGUGGUGUUCAAAUGGGUUAGACUGGGCACAAAAUGACAAAAGUAGAUUUUUUUCUCAAAAAUUUCUGCAGAAUGCCUAGGAAAUUCUCAGAUUUGUAAAAGUUUAUUUUACAUUCUUUGCAUGUUCAUUGUGUUAAAUUUGUAAUAUAAAUUAGUGGCGAAACUCUUGCUGUUUGGCUUCUCUUACUAGGUUGAAAAGUUGUUUUAUUUACCAAUGAUGCAGGUUUAAGCAAAGUUGAGAAUUAAUUACAGUAGUGAACUGGCCUUCUGGACCCCCUUCAUUACUCUAGGUCACAGACUAUUAAAUAUAACAAUGUAUAGGGUGUCUGUUUUGAGAUCUUAAUUCCAAGCUUCCUUACUCUUUCUUAUAUUGCUACUUGGCUUUUCAAGGAGUUUAUUCCUUUGAAGCAGCCUUUAACAAGGCAAAUUGUAGCUGCAGAAAGAUUCUACUUUGAAAGCACAUUAAGGAAAUCAAUAUUUUUUAAACACCUUGAUUAAACUAUCCUAUCCUUGUCACCUGAUAGAAGACAGCUCAGUAUUGUAAAGAAAACAGUAAGGGUACAUCUUCUCUUUUUGUGCUCAUGUCAAUUUUUUCAUGUGAUCAUUUUUCCAGUUUCACAAAUGACUACAACUGUUGCCAUUUCUAGGAAUUUAGUAUGUUUUUAGCUGAAACAGAAACUUUUCCAUUAAUGCUUGCUUUUAAGACAAGCCUUUCAAAACUAAUAAAUUGUUUUAACUUUGGUUAAAUUAUUAUCCCCCCCACCUUUCCACAGAAUGUCAAAGCCUCUGAGAGGCAGGGCCAAUAACUUUUGUUUUCAUCAGUACUACUCCUUCAAUUGGUUCAACUUCUUCCCUUUCUAUUCUGCACCAGGGUUCCAAUCUUGUGGCCAAAUGAAUUUAUUGUUCAUAACAAGCUCCAAAGUCUCAGCUAUAAAAAGGAGCCAUAUAUUAACCUCGAAUAUUGUAUGAAAUGACCUUGCAGCAGACUCUCCUUUGAGAAGUAAUAAAACAUUUUAUGUAUUAAUUUGAAAAAAAUAAAACAAUUCAUUCAA
Messenger RNA from Balaenoptera acutorostrata (minke whale), 1943 nucleotides. RefSeq names its product neuregulin 4 (gene NRG4). Gene Ontology annotation, biological process: intracellular signal transduction; nervous system development; animal organ development. The record is from RefSeq and is a predicted model, not a curated record. Lineage: Eukaryota; Metazoa; Chordata; Mammalia; Artiodactyla; Balaenopteridae. Gene Ontology annotation, molecular function: chemorepellent activity. The coding region runs from base 357 to 707 and encodes 116 amino acids. The transcript has 10 exons.